AUGUCAAUCGUGUCUCUAUUAGGAAUCAAUGUUCUGAACAAUCCAGCGAAGUUUACGGACCCCUACGAGUUUGAGAUCACAUUCGAAUGUCUAGAACCGUUGAAAAACGACCUUGAAUGGAAGUUAACGUAUGUGGGCUCGUCUAGAAGUUUAGAACAUGACCAAGAAUUAGAUUCCAUUUUGGUAGGGCCAGUUCCUGUCGGAGUCAAUAAGUUUUUAUUCACUGCAGACCCACCAUCUCCAGAAUUGAUCCCAGCAAGCGAACUCGUGAGCGUUACAGUUAUCCUUUUGAGUUGCUCAUAUGACGGCAGAGAAUUUGUAAGGGUUGGCUACUAUGUGAACAAUGAAUAUGACGAUGAAGAAAUGCGAGAAAAUCCGCCGGCCAAAGUCCAGGUAGAUCAUGUUGUGAGGAACAUUUUGGCGGAAAAACCGCGAGUUACGAGAUUUAACAUCGUUUGGGACAAUGAGCAAGGUCAAGAGUAUCCUCCGGAACAGCCCGAUGUAGAAGAAGAGGACGAGGAAGAAGAGGAAGAAGAGGAGGAAGAGGAAGACGACGACGAAGAGGAAGACGACGAGAACGAUGAGGCUGAAGCAGAGAAGGAUGAAAAGGACAAUCCAGAGGUACAGAAUCGCGAAGGUGAAUCUGAACCUGACGCGAAGAGGAGGAAAGUUGUCGAAGAAGACGAGGCCGAGGAGAUUGACCUUGAAGACGACGCUGAUAGCGAAGGUAUCGAAAUUGAAGAAACUCCGGGAGAAGGUUCAGUCCUCGAUACAGAGACGGUACCCACCCCGCAGGACUCUACUGCAACAUCUCCGGAUCCCAAGUAA
Molecule: messenger RNA, 828 nt
Organism: Lachancea mirantina
Lineage: Eukaryota; Fungi; Ascomycota; Saccharomycetes; Saccharomycetales; Saccharomycetaceae
Source: the annotation of a GenBank genome assembly